Molecule: messenger RNA, 1454 nt
Organism: Molossus molossus (Pallas's mastiff bat)
Lineage: Eukaryota; Metazoa; Chordata; Mammalia; Chiroptera; Molossidae
Gene: NHLRC3
Product: NHL repeat containing 3
Exons: 7
Coding region: 6-1046 (346 amino acids)
Biological process (GO): negative regulation of translation; protein polyubiquitination; proteasome-mediated ubiquitin-dependent protein catabolic process
Molecular function (GO): translation repressor activity; ubiquitin protein ligase activity; protein binding
Source: RefSeq, a predicted model, not a curated record
UCGUCAUGGCGAGGCUCUGGCUCUGGGCCGGCGGCGCGGGCUUGUUUCUCGCUCUGCUGGUUCUGCGUUCGCGCUUUUCCGGCUGUCGGGUGUUACAGGAGUUUGCUUUCCGAAUUCCCCGGAGAACGGAGGAGGUUCUGUACAGGCUGGAUGUGGGGUGGCCCACGCACCCGGAGCACUUCACCGGCACGACGUUCUGUGUUGCAGUGGACUCCCUGAACGGGCUGGUUUACGUCGCCCAGAGAGGAGAUAACAUCCCAAAGGUGUUAGUGUUCACAGAGGAUGGAUAUUUCCUACGAGGUUGGAAUGACACCGUUGACACACCUCAUGGCAUGUUUGCAACCAGUACACCGCAGGAACAGUCCAUCUGGAUCACGGACGUAGGAAGUGGGUCCUUUGGUCACACUGUUAAAAAGUAUAAUUCCUUUGGUGAUCUCGUUCAAGUCGUGGGUACCCCAGGCAAGAGAGGCACUGGCUUGAAUCCACUGCAGUUUGAUAGCCCUGCAGAGCUGUAUGUGGAGGACACGGGAGAUCUUUACAUUGUGGACGGAGACGGAGGCUUGAAUAACAGAUUGAUCAAGUUGUCCCAAGAUCUCAUGAUGCUUUGGUUGCACGGAGAAAAUGGGACAGGGCCUGCACAGUUCAGCAUACCGCACAGCGUCACCGUCGACUCGUCUGGUCGGGUGUGGGUUGCUGACCGAGGAAAUAAACGAGUUCAAGUAUUUGACAAAGACACGGGGGCGUGGUUAGGAGCAUGGACUAGUUGUUUCACAGAAGAGGGACCUUCUUCAGUCAGGUUCACCCCUGACGGGAAGUACCUGGUGGUGGCCCAGCUGAACCUCAGCAGGCUCCUGGUGGUGGCAGCGCCCCCGGUGGGAGACCUCGGCCCCUGCUCCGUGGUGAGCACCAUCCAGCUGGCGGACCAGGUCCUGCCCCAUCUCCUGGACGUCAGUGCAGAGACCGGAGCCGUCUACGUCGCGGAAAUCGGAGCGAAGCAAGUACAGAAAUACGUGCCUUUGGAAGGCUCCUUCCCUUCGUUCCGCUGAUGAUGUUCCCCCUGGAGAUCUUUCGGGGGGAAGUUCAGGUUCUGCUCACCGUUACGUGCUCAGCAGCAGCGUCCAGUGCAGGAAUUCAUCUUAAACUGUUUACCUGGUGUAGCAUCAGAAAACCUACUUUUACGUCAUGAAGGAUUAGAUGUUAUGAUGCCAUUGCUGCGGCUUCCCUUUGCUUGUAAACGCGUAGGGUGUUUUAGUGCAGCCAGUGGAACUAAGAAGUGGGGCCAGAAGGAGGGACAGAGGUGUAACCUGGUUAUUUGUCCUGGUGGUUGUCAUCCUGGGGGUGCAGGAAUAAACAGGGCGUUUAGGACCGCUGACCGCAUGUCCCCGAGGAACCACGAGCCUCCCGUUUGUUCACAUCGUAUCAAAGGGACGGCUGAGGGUCAGGUCGACGGCUCG